Messenger RNA from Meyerozyma guilliermondii ATCC 6260, 939 nucleotides. RefSeq lists its product as uncharacterized. The record is from RefSeq and is a predicted model, not a curated record. Bases 1 to 939 code for a protein of 312 amino acids. Gene Ontology annotation, molecular function: protein binding. The transcript has a single exon. Lineage: Eukaryota; Fungi; Ascomycota; Pichiomycetes; Serinales; Debaryomycetaceae.
AUGCUCCCCCCAAGUGAACGUCUCCGCCUGGCAGUUAAGGACGGUAAUGUGGCCGUGGUGACGCGCCUUCUUACCCGCUUUCCUCACCUAUGGCUUAAUGCAGACAGUGAAGGCAAAAGCAAUCUCCAUCAUGCUCUGUAUAAUGGAAAGUAUCUCGUUUGCUUCCAUCUCAUUUCUCACAAACCAGGCGAUUUCUCCAAUAACUCGAUUGAUCUACUCACAUUCCAACUGGAAUCAGUGCUACACAUGCCUAUUGCCCUACACCACUCGCAAACACUUCACUAUCUACUCCAGGAGUUUCCAGGUAAAUUGUGGCUCAACCAUAAAGGAGGCCCUGAUUUGCAAACUCCUCUUCAUUACUGCUGCCGCUAUGGGUUCGUAUAUGGAAUGCAGCUCCUUCUAGAGUUUGGUGCUAGCUAUUGGGAUACAGAUACCAACGGCAAUACCUGCUUGCACCUCUGCUUUGCUCAUGGUCAAUUGCGGUGCAUACAGAUUCUAAUGGAACAUAUAAUGGGUCACAAGGGCAUUGAAGCGUUCGAAAUGCUAGAGAAUUCAAGAAACAAAAAAGGUUGGCUCGCAAGUGAGUUUGCUAUUUCCACUGAUUUCUCACACAGCUACUCCAAGAUAAAAAGUAUGGUGGCUUCGCGACUGGUUUCUAUACCACAAUACCCUGAAGCCUCGUUCCCUCUCAGCUCACCCAUCGUAUUGGACCUGUCGCCAUUCAUGAGCUCGGCUUCGAAUUCCAAAACUAACUCAAACACCUCUUUACCGUCGACUGCAGUUCCACGCGGCCGACCUCACGCACAGUCGCUUUCCAUCAAUACCUCGCCCACGUCUCCUAUCAUACGCAAGGCAAGGUCUUCCUCAACAAUACAACUGCUGCCCGACUGGAGUCCGACGGUGUCCUCUAUUUCUUUCCGAAGAGCACGGCCACAAUAA